Molecule: messenger RNA, 732 nt
Organism: Tetrahymena thermophila SB210
Lineage: Eukaryota; Ciliophora; Oligohymenophorea; Hymenostomatida; Tetrahymenidae
Product: kinase domain protein
Exons: 9
Biological process (GO): activation of GTPase activity; nucleocytoplasmic transport
Cellular component (GO): cytosol; nucleus; perinuclear region of cytoplasm
Molecular function (GO): small GTPase binding; GTPase activator activity
Source: RefSeq, a predicted model, not a curated record
AUGAAUUUUACUUGUUACAACAAAUUUUUAUCUUCAAGAUUAUUCACAGUAACUAAUCUCAAUUUAGACUUUAGUUAUUCUUUACUAGGGGAUAUAGGGAUAACUAAUUUAACAAAUAUUUUGAAAAUGUACAAAAAUCUGAAAUAUCUCUAGCUCAAUUUAUUCCAUAACAAAGUUAAUGAUAAAAGUUUUAUAAAUUUAUGCUAAGGUUUGGAAUAUAUCAAGACCCUUAAAAGCUUUAUUCUUUGCCUAUCUGGCUCAAUAUUUGAUUUAGAAUCAAACUAAAUUACAGAUUUAAGUAUAACUGCUUUAUCAAAUACACUUAUGUAAUUAGAAAAUCUGAGAAUCCUACAAAUUUAAUUAGAGUAUCAAGAAAUUAGUGAUUAAGGUCUUUAAUAAUUAUGUUAAGGAUUAAGUUAUUGCUAAAAAUUAAAAAAAUUAGAUCUUAAUCUAUUUGCUAACAAUAUUAAAGAUGAGGGAUUUUCUGAAAUGGGUGUUUGCUUAGGGAAAAUGUAAAAGCUUACUAUUUUAAAUCUACAUCUUGGUUACAAUUAAAUCAAUGAUAAAGGUGUAAAAAAUUUUGUUAAAGAACUCUAAAAUAACAAAUAAAUUGUAUCUAUAAAGCUGUAGAUAUUUUAAUCUAAAACUGCUGAUAUAAUACCUUAUUUAGCUAAAUUAAUGAAGUUGAGAAAGUUAACAUGUCUUGAUUUAAAAAUUUGCUCAUUAUAUUGA